Messenger RNA from Parnassius mnemosyne (clouded apollo), 2088 nucleotides. NCBI's taxonomy places the organism in Eukaryota, Metazoa, Arthropoda, Insecta, Lepidoptera, Papilionidae. The record is from the annotation of a GenBank genome assembly.
AUGUUCCAAUCACAAGUCCCAGCAAUAGAACCAUUCGAUUGUGAAGGCGAUCCAACCUCCAUAAGUUUCCGGUGGGACAAAUGGAAACGUGCCCUAGAAAUAUACUUCGUAGCAACCAAUACCAAUGCUCAAAUUACAAAACGCGCCAUGCUACUACAUUUCGGAGGCAUGGCGUUACAAGACAUUUAUUUCAAUAUACCUGGUGCCCACGUGACUAAUCCUGAUGCGACUGACGUGUAUGACACAGCAAUUAAAAAGUUGGACGAGUAUUUUUCCCCCAAACAAAGUUAUUUAUUUGAAAGGCACAUUUUUCGGUUAAUGAAACAAGAACCAAACGAGAAGUUUGAAAAAUUUUUGGUUCGUCUAAGACGUCAAAGUUCUAAAUGCAAUUUCGCUAAUGCAGACGAAAAUCUUAUUGACCAAAUAAUAGAAAAGUGUAGCUCGACCAAAUUAAGGAAGAACAUUUUGGUACUUGGUGACACGGCAACCAUUGAAAAAAUCGUGGCAGAAGCAAAUUCCCUAGAAACCGUAGAACGGCAGCUAAACGAGUUUCACGAUAGGCAGAGCACAACAACUACCACCCUAAAUAAAAUUGACACUAAAACAACAAAACUAUAUUCUAAAAAAGAGGUUAAUUUCUGUAGCCGAUGUGGCAGUAAAAGUCACAAAAAUGACAAUAGUUCCUGCCCUGCUAUAAAUGUGAAUUGUAUGAAAUGUGGGUUCAAAGGUCAUUUUCAGAAACACUGUAGAACAAGGGCCAAUAAAAGAAAAAGUACCAACCUCUCGUCAAAUGAAAACCAUAAAGUUAAGAAACCCAAGACAGAAACCACAAAAAAUAGAGAGUCUGCAUCUGUAGACUAUAUUUUCCAUAUCGACGACGACGCAACAAUAGAUUGUCAGGUAGGUGGUGUAAAUAUAAAAAUGCUCAUUGAUUCCGGUAGUAGAUCAAAUAUUAUUAAUGAUAAAACUUGGGUAUACAUGAAACGAUCUAAAGUUAUAGUUUCCAACCAACAAAAGUCUUCAGAUAAAACGUUCCUGGCUUAUGGUGCCAAACAUCCCCUUAAAGUGUUAGGCUCAUUUGAUGCACAAAUAAAAGUUGGUCCUAAAUCAUUAUUAACAAAAUUUUAUGUCAUAGAAAAUGGUUCAAGGAAUCUUUUGGGUAAAGAAACCGCCAUUUCUCUUGAUGUGCUAAAACUAGGCUUUGUCGUGAAUUCCAUUGAGGAAAAACAAUAUCCCAAGUUCAAAGAUGUUCAAUUAAACAUCACUAUUGACAAAACUGUUCCUCCAGUUUGUCAACCUUAUAGACGAGUCCCAAUUCCUUUGGAAUUAAGGAUAAAUAAGAAAAUAGACGAACUGGUUAAAAUGGACAUCAUUGAACCUGUAAAUAACCCAUCUUCUUGGGUUUCUCCGAUGGUACCGAUUCUAAAGUCUGAUGAUGAUAUUCGAAUUUGUUUGGAUAUGCGAGCUGCUAACAAAGCAAUUAUUAGAGAAAAUCAUCCCUUGCCUACCAUGGAACAACUUUUUCCCAAAUUUUGCAAAGCAACAUGUUUUUCAAAGUUGGAUAUUAAAAAUGCUUUUCAUCAGGUUGAACUAGAUAAAAAUAGCAGAAAUAUCACAACUUUUAUCACUAGUAAAGGGCUUUACCGGUACAAAAGGUUAAUGUUCGGGAUAUCUUGCGCACCUGAACAUUUCCAAAAAAUUAUGGAGAAAAUGUUAUUGCCAUGCGAAGGAGUGGUAAACUUCAUAGAUGAUAUUGUUGUCUUUGGACGUGAUAAAAAAGAACAUGAUAACAGGCUUCAACAUGUUUUAACAGUACUCAAAGACAAUAAUGUUUUACUGAAUAAAAAUAAAUGUAUUUUUAAUGCAAAGUCUAUUCAGUUUCUGGGCCACGAGCUUUCGCAAUCAGGUAUUAAACCACUUGACAAAUAUAUAAAAGCAAUCGAGACGUUUAGACCACCGGAAACCAUCGAAGAAAUUCAAAGUUUUCUGAGCUUAAUCAACUAUGUAGGAAAGUGGAUCCCCAAUUUGUCAACCUUAACGGAACCCAUUCGGCAAUUGCUUCGAAAAAAAAAUGCACAAAAAUGCUAA